CUCGAACCCCUCCCCACUCCGGUGUAAGACAGAACAGUACGGGCCAAACCUGUAGCAAAUUGGUACAGAAUUAAUGGAAAUCACGUCCUCCUCCUCUCUUUAAAUGAGCUUCCAUCGCUCGCUCGCUCCUUCCCACUUUCCAAAUCUCUUUAGCUACUUUCCACCUGAUAUAUUCAAAUCUCGUAUAAGUUGUCCGAUCGCUAGCUCUUUAAAUUAGUCUGUGACCAUGGCGCAGAACAAGCCGCUAAUGCUCAAGCAUUUCCUGGAGCUGGAUUGUGACACCGUACCGCGCCUUCUCGACGCUGAACUCCAGCGAGGUAGGAGUCAACUUCCGAGAACGUGCUCAGAGAGUGCGCGCUCGAGGAUCUCCUCCGUCAUCAAGAUGCUGCCUUUCGCUAUCACGGCCGGAUGGCUACUCUCCAGGAGCUUAUCGAAGCGGAUGAGGAUAGACUUCUGGAGAAAUCGAGGCAAGUCAUCGCUGGAGGCGGAGGCCGUCGACGGCGAACGACUGCGGUCUUGCAGCUUACCAUUGCCGCCGGGCGUCAGCAGAUGCAGCAGCUGGUCUUUCAUGUCUGACAGUGGCUUUAACUCCGACGAAACGAAGAACGGAUCAGGGAGGAAAGCCGCCGGCGACGACGUCUCCGACGCGGCAACCAAGAAGGCGACGAGGGAUGGAGAGGGAAAAGAAUCAGCUGAAUCCCACAGCUCGUCGGAGGAGGAAAAGGAGCAGCUGAGUCCAGUGUCAGUGAUAGAAUUCCCUUCCGAAGGAGAAGAAGACGCGCUAUCGCCUUCCUUUCGCCACAUCCUCUUGAAGCUGCGAAGGAAAAAGCGGCAGCUGCUCCGCAGAAUCGGACGGUUCGGACGCCUCGCGGAGCCCACCCGAAUCAACCUUGACCGUUGCUUUGCCUCGUGCAACGAUGAGGUGAUGACAGCGAGGAGGCUGCUGCGGCAUUUCACCUCGAUCUGCCAUGUAAGCUCACUGGACGCGAGCUUAGAGAAACUUCUGCUGGAUUUCUUCGUUCACAGCUUGACCGUCCGGCAGAGGAAAGCGGCGAAGACGGAAGAAGAUGAGGAAGCACGGCGGCUGAUUUUGGCGGCGAGGGAAUGGAUGGAGGGAAGAUGGUCUGGGGCCGACGACUACCACGGGGAAGGGACGGUGAGGGAGAUGGAGGAGGGGGAGAAUGGGUGGAUGAAACAGCAGGCGGCCGCGGAGGAGGUGGCCGUGGAUUUGGAGGGCCUUCUCUUUGGAUUGCUGAUGCAGGAGCUGAUGGUGGACUUGGCUAGCUACGUGCUGAUGUAGGUCGUCGUUGGGGAUUAAUUAGUUUUGAAUAGGUUAGGAUUUUGAGAUGGAGGCCACCAUGCCAUUUUGAGAGAUGAAGGAAGAGGCGGUUCAGAAACUCACCUACCUUAAAUAAUUCAAUUCAUGAAUCAAUAUUUCUGAGCUAAA
Zingiber officinale is the source of this 1447-nucleotide messenger RNA. RefSeq lists its product as uncharacterized. The transcript has 3 exons. The coding region runs from base 227 to 1300 and encodes 357 amino acids. The record is from RefSeq and is a predicted model, not a curated record. NCBI's taxonomy places the organism in Eukaryota, Viridiplantae, Streptophyta, Magnoliopsida, Zingiberales, Zingiberaceae.